CAACUGCGUUUGUCUGCACUAUGGGGGAAACUCACAGACUAAGAUAAUGGAACACUAGAGAGGAAAAGAUUUCUGGUCGGUGUAAAAGCAUUUUAUCUGACGGUUACAUGAGUGGAGCGAGCCCCUGUCCUCGGCUUCAUCUGAACAGAGAAAGAGGUGAGAAGGUGAGCAGUGACCAUGGAGGCUGUAUCUCACUCUCCCUUCACCACAGCUGGCCAGCUGCCUUGGCUGAUUCUGACUCUGUUAACAUCGUGGACAGCCUUCUGUUCAGCGGAGAUAAAGCAGACAAGAUGGCCAUUAUAUUCCCAGAAGCCGGUUCUUCUUGCCUGGAAUGCCCCAACACAAGAGUGUGCCCCGCGACAUGGCGUAACUUUAUCAUUGGACCAGUUCGACAUUGUUGCGUCCCCCAAUGAGGGCUUUGUCAGGCAGAACCUCACAAUCUUUUAUAAGGAACGCCUAGGAUUGUAUCCCUAUUAUGAGCGUGGAGGCACUGCAGUGAAUGGAGGCCUUCCACAGCUUGCUAGCCUCACUCAGCACCACGAAAAGAUGCCUGAAGGUUUGAAAAAAUAUAUACGUGAACCAGAGGCAAAAGGGCUGGCUGUAAUUGAUUGGGAGGAGUGGCGUCCGUUGUGGAUCCGAAAUUGGGAUAUUAAAGAUAUCUAUCGAAAUAAAUCCCGUGAAAUGGUGGCCAAGAAAAAUCCUAAGUGGACCCCAGAACAAGUGGGAAAAGUGGCACAGCUAGAAUUUGAGCUAUCAGCUCGCAAGUAUAUGCUGGAGACUCUUAAAUUUGCCAAGAAUAUGCGGCCCAAUCAACUGUGGGGCUUCUACUUGUUUCCAGAUUGUUACAACCAUGACUACAGGAGUGGCCUUAAGAACUACACUGGCCGCUGUCCUGAUGUGGAGAUGGACCGCAAUGAUCAACUCAACUGGUUGUGGAUGGAGUGCACUGCCUUCUUCCCAUCUAUAUACGUGGGUUCUGUGCUAGCCUCCACAAAUGCUGGACGCCUAUUUGUCCGAAACAGGGUAAAGGAGGCGAUGCGCCUGGCAUCUGUUGGGGAUGGAUUAGCACGGCCUGUUUUUGUUUAUACCCGCCCUACUUACAUCAAUCAGAUGACCCUCCUCACUCAGACAGAUCUGGUCUCCACCAUUGGUGAGAGUGUUGCACUUGGAGCUGCAGGUGUAAUCUUCUGGGGGGACACCUCCUAUGCAAGCAGCGAUGCCAGCUGCUCCAUCCUGAAUGAGUAUCUUAAGGGACAGCUGGGCCGGUACCUCCUCAACGUGUCUACAGCAGCAGAACAGUGCAGUCAGGUGGUAUGUAAAUCCCACGGCCGCUGUCUGCGCAAAGUACAGGACGAUGAAGUUUACCUGCAUCUCAGUCCGUUAACACACAGCAUCACCAGUCAGGGUGGCCGGCUGAAGGUUACAGGCGUGCCUGGCCAAGUGGAGCUGGCCCUUUUCCACACACACUUCCAGUGCCAAUGCUACAGUGGGUACAGGGGUGAGGCCUGUGCUGAGAAAGAAAAAGGGCAGAAUAGAGCCUCCUCUGUCUUAGAGACCUGGCCUCUUUGCCUUUUACUCCCACUAGGACUCCUCACACUGCUACACUAAGGAAACUGAGAAGCCCAAACUAUUCUCUGUUUCUGUCAGCCCUUAAAAGGACAAAUCAGACUUUUCAACACAUGGUUGGUAAGUAAUGGUGCACUAGUGAUGAUGCUGAAUGUUGAUGCGUUUUCAUCAGCGAUUGAUUUAUAUCACAUGUCAGAUCUUCAUGCUCCAUGCUGACCCUGACCUCCAGAUGAGGAGAUGCUGCAUAGCAUCAUUUCCCAAUCAAUGGGGCUAUAGUGUAAUUGUGGGCUUUUCCCACAGAGGAUAAAAUGCAUUAUGAAAAAAGACUCCUUAUCGUUAAAGUUUUUUGUUUUAUUUAUCUUUUUUUUUUCAAUGGACAUAAGAAAACAAUGUGAGGCUUAAAAAAAAAGUUGAAGAAAGGUACCUUUGAUGCCCAGCGGCAUACAGUAUUCACAAGUUGUUGUUGUUGUUGCCCACUCUAAACAUUACUGUUUCUAUCUGUUGACUGAUCAAGCUGUUAAGUGUUGAAAUCGAAAUUAUGAGAAAUGAUGCCUUAACUAUCUUUGGCUUAAAGAAACAACAUGGCUGGACCUGCCUGUUUCAGUUCAAAACUGCCUUAACUGGGCUACAAACUACAAAGUGCUCUUUUUUAUGGUUGCCUUUAUUUACAAGUUUUGUCUAUUGAGGUUUAUACCGCAGCGUUUAUCUUAGCCCUCUGCUGGCGUCGGUGCUUUAUACUGAUAUGAACUCUUUAAGCCUAACAGUUUUCAUUUUAUUUAUAAAGGAAAAUGUAUGUAUAGAGAAAAAGUGGACGGAUCUGAAAGACAAAAAAAUAAAGAUAAAUGGACUUACUUAGCAUCUUUCUAGUCUUUCGACCAUAUCAAUAUUCACCCAUUUCAGCAUUUUGGUAAUGUCACAUUUGCUAAAUUGCUGUUAAUUUUCAUGUAAACGUACAGAUACUAGAAGCAUGUACAGAUACACAAUUAGAUUCAAAUUCUUCAUGGCAAAUUCAAGCUGGUUUAAAAAUGUACUGGUAUUAGCGUAUCUGUCGGCUGUUAAGUAUCAAGACAUUUUUGGACAUAAAUGCCAAUAAUAUGUUUAUUUUUCUUUUAUUAAUUGUCUUGUUCACUUUGUGUCUUGGCCACAUUUUUAAAUAUGUAAGGGACCCGUUUGUUUGUUUGUGUGUACGUUUAAACUAUUUGGCAGGUACUAAUCAGCUUCACUUACCAGAUUUUCUUUAAACUCUCAAAUAUCCAUAUUAGCCUCAGAAAACCAGCAUUGCUCUGGCUCUAUACACAAUUAUCAAUCUAGAUUUUGUUUGUGUGUAGUUUGCCAGUGACAGUGUUGAUAGCAACUACUGUAGGUACAUUUUCAAAUUAGUUUAUUGAGAAAUAAAUAUAUUUUCUAGAGUUUCAUUUUUAUACAGUAGGUUAUGUAUUCACUUUCUAUGGCACUGCUCAGAAAAGUUUUCAGCUACCUAAAAUAAGUUAUGUUUUUCAUAAACUGAAAAAUUGAGAAUUUUACUAAUAGUAUUGCAAUAGGACGUUUUAAUUAUGCUGCGACCAUUUUAAAUUACUGCACUUUAAUUACUUUUUUUUCCAUGUUAGUGAUUUGUUCUACUGUGAAUUUUGUCUAAAAUGAAAUGCCUCUGAUAGUUGGCUUUUCUCCCUUGGCUUUCAACUUUCAAAAAUACUCUAAGGUUUAUUUGUCAUUAUUUUUAAAUAUCAUAUUUUUUUGUUUUGGGAAAGUAUUCUGAACAUGUUAAUCAGAUUUAGAGAACCAGGUCUGACACAGUAACACUGUUUUAUGGUAUUAAAAGGGAAGAUGUCACCCAUGUAUAAUGCAGAUUUCUCCCCUAGUAAUAUUUGACCAUUAUGUACAUGCUGUAAAUCAGUUUGUUUUCCAAGGCAUGCCGUAGUAUUUAAAUGUGUUUUUUUCUCUACUUUUAGUCAGCAAUUUCUUUUCACAACAGUAUAAAUAUCAACGUGAGACUUUAAACAUGUUUCAGAUUGAGUAAUUAUCAAUUAUUUUUUAUCAGUGAUUGUCAAAUUUUAACUAUCAACUCUAGGGGGUUAAUUCAACCCCUUAUAUAUAAUAUUUGCUGCAAUGGAUUGUCUUACUCAAGCAAGUGACCAGUCUCACUGCAGUCAGUGGCUGCCUCAAGAGUAAAAUUAUCAAAAAUGUGAAACUAGGAAUCUGAAAUAUAUAAUUUACGUAAUCUUAGAAUUGACUUUUGUACUCCUCAUCCUCUCUGUUUUAGCAUCGCUGUUAAUUAGGAAAUUACCUUGGAAGCCUUAUUUUGUCCUACAUGUAUUGUUAUUCUUUGAAACCAAAUCUUUGAAACCAAAUCUUUGAAAACAUUUUGUAUUCACCUUUUACAUCAUAUAAUAUAAUUAUUUAAAGAGGAAUUUAAUUAUAUUUUUUCUGAUUCUGUUAUUUUCUAGGGAGACUUUAGUCUAAUGGGAUUUUUGUAUUCAAUUAACACAACAUGUUUAUUCUUUUUGCCAAAAUAUUGUAAAAACUGGAAAUAAAACAGUGGACGUGAUCAAAUGUAC
Messenger RNA from Anoplopoma fimbria (sablefish), 4121 nucleotides. It is a transcript of the gene hyal2b, whose product is annotated as hyaluronidase 2b. The record is from RefSeq and is a predicted model, not a curated record. The transcript is spliced from 5 exons. NCBI's taxonomy places the organism in Eukaryota, Metazoa, Chordata, Actinopteri, Perciformes, Anoplopomatidae. The coding region runs from base 178 to 1608 and encodes 476 amino acids. Gene Ontology annotation, biological process: hyaluronan catabolic process; carbohydrate metabolic process. Gene Ontology annotation, molecular function: hyalurononglucosaminidase activity; hyaluronoglucuronidase activity.